AGGAUCGCGACGAAUUUUCAGAUUCAAAUUGAAUCUCGGCCUCGAACUUGCGAUCGGUCGCUGGCGCUCGCGUUGCCGCUCUCUUCGUUCUUAACGUUGUCUGUUUCGACUCGACUCGACUCGACAGAUCUUUAACUGUCACAAGUAUACACUGCAAUAACGCCAUUCACCACCAACUAUUAGGAGUUCGGAAGUUUUUGUUGUUUGCUUUUAGACGAUAAAUAAGAUUCGCUCGCUCUCUGCAUGGGAGGGAUUAAUUCACGGAAUAUGGAAAUCGGAUACGAUCCCGGGCUGGUUGACAUUUUGCAUUAUUUGAUACGCAGCCGCCAGCUACAUCAGAUCAUAUCUUCGAAUCACGAUGACUCGGACGAAGAAUAUGCCGCGAAUUCGCAACCACCGAAAAUCACUUUGUCACCAAACACAUCCAGGCUAGACAAAAGCGAAAUAAGUCUUGUCACGAAGCAAGCUUGCGGAUACUUGGAUAGCAUGGAUAAACCUUGUAACAUAACGUCGAUGAUUCAGAGAAGAGCCCUGGGUCCUAAUUUUAGCACAGGUGAAAGGUGCGGAAUAACCAAUAGAUUUUUACCAAAUAAAAUGCAUCAGGUCGCUAAAUAUAGAACCAAAGCUUUUUGCGGCUCUUUUUCGAAGGAUGGAAGAUUUCUCUUAACUGCCAGUCAAGACAAAUAUUUACGUCUUUAUCGGACGCAAGAUGGAGGUUUCGCAGAAGUUAAGAAGAUCUCGGCGCGAGAUAUGGGUUGGAGCAUCUUGGACACAGCGUUUAGUCCUGACGGGAAUUAUAUUGUUUACUCGAGUUGGUCGGAAUCUCUGUAUCUCUGCCCCGUUUACGGAGACUCGAGUGCUCAAGAAUCGUUGUCGUUGUGUCCGGACGAUCGAAGAUUUUGCGUGUUCUCGCUUGUAUUUUCCAGUGACGGUCGUGAAAUUUUAGGCGGAGCGAACGAUGGUUACCUCUACGUUUACGAUCGAGAAUGCCAUCAGCGGGCGUUCAAAAUCGCAGGCCACAACAACGACGUGAACGCUGUUGCUUUUGCAGAUAAUACCUCACAGAUUUUGUACAGUGCGGGGGACGACGGUCUUUGCAAGGUUUGGGAUAGAAGAACUUUGAACGAAACUGGACCGCGUCCAGUCGGAAUAUUGGCAGGCCAUAUGGACGGUAUCACGUACAUCGACCCGCGAGGCGAUGGCCGUUACUUAAUCACCAACAGUAAAGAUCAAACGAUCAAAUUGUGGGACGUUCGCGCGUUUUCCGAUCACAACGGUGAAGAGAAUACGCGUAAAGCCGUUGCGAAUCAAAAUUGGGAUUAUCGGUGGCAACGAGUACCAAAACUGUACAGGGCCAGAAACAUGCUGGAAGGCGAUACCAGUGUCAUGACUUACCGCGGUCAUUCGGUUCUUCAAACCUUGAUAAGAUGUCAUUUUUCGCCUUCGUCCACUACCGGUCAAAGGUAUAUAUACACCGGAUGCGCCGCCGGUCGCGUGAUAAUAUACGAUGUUCUGACGGGUAGGAUAGUCACUACUCUGUUCGGUCACAAAAGAUGCGUACGCGAUGUUAGUUGGCAUCCGUUUCAUCCAGAGAUCGUUUCGACGUCUUGGGAUGGUGCGAUCCUCAGCUGGCGAUACGCUGGAAGCACGGCGCUAGAUAUUUCCGAUUCCGAAGAAGAAAUGGACGCUGAAUCGCAACCGCGAACUUUGAGACGAAGUCAACGAAUUGCUGAGCGAAGAGCCAAGCACGCAGCAGCGUGUUGAGUCGCGAGAGUUAAGACGAUCGGGAGAGGAGAGAUUACGUUGCGCAGUUCUUGGUAAUUCUUGCGCCGUUUCGUUCCGGCAAUGGAGAAAAGACGCUACAUGGACAUGGACAUUCAUUAAUAUAAUUAAAGCUCGUGCUCGCGGUGAACCGUUGUUGUUGAACCUUGCCGAUCAGGCUACGGCCACGGCGUUAACUUUUUCUUAGACAAGACUGAGUUAUCAUCGAACGUACCUCCGCAAGCCCGUCGAGGCGUGCGGGAUACGUACGUAGCACGUCGCCGUUAAAACCGAACGUCUAUGAAUGAGAGAGAAGGAGAGAGCACCCCAACGACGGCGCCACCGCGAUCAUAUCGACGUUGCGUAACUUGUUCUCGUGGAACGUAAUAUCUUUUUAUUCCAUACCUUAUCGUUUCUUAGUUCUCCUUUCGCGAAUAAACCCCGAAGAGAACGGGGUGCAUAAACGUUUUUUACGACUAACCGAAAAUCAAGGGCAGCGAUCGGCUAUACAUAUUGCGUAUAUUAUUGUAUAUCUCUAAUCUAUAUCAUGACCGAAUAGCGAGUUGUCUCUUUUUAUUAUAAUUGUGCGUUUGUCUCGGCGGAUGCGGUAAAAAGAUUUCGUUCGCGAAUCGGACAUUUUUUCUUGAAAAAUUUGAUUUGUUCCUAUUAAUUGUCUGCCUAUCUCCUCGUUCGUGUUUAUAAUUAUUCGUAGUGCAUCUUGCCCUUCUAUUCUUUCAAUUUUAUCGAAGAAAUUUUCGAUUCGCACAUCGUCUAACGUAACGACAGCGAUCAUGUAUAUUGUAUUUUAAGUAAGUUAUUAUCACCGAACGGUAUAUGAUACGUUGCGGUAUGUUUCUUUUGUCUUUCGUUUUUCGUUUUACGUCGAGAGAAGGCGUAAACAGAAAAUAGAAAGCGAGAACGGAAUUAUAUAUAAAGAGGGAAAAUCAGCGGUUUUUACUAAAUAGAAUUGUUCUUUUUUUUCAGACUGACCAAAACGUAAUAGGUGACUUGUUACUGUGUACAUUUUGCAGUAUACGUAUUUUAUUAGGUACGUUAAAUAUCGCUCACAGAUCUCCAAAAAUGUACAGAUAUACAUAUGUAACGUAUGCGAGUGCGAGAUCCUGUAAACAUAUACGAAUGCGUACAACCACGCACGUGUAUUGUACAUAUUUAUAUAUACGUACGUACGCGGCGAUGUUACAUUAUAAAAAUGUACACUAAUAAAUUACUAGAAAGUAA
Messenger RNA from Ceratina calcarata, 3000 nucleotides. RefSeq names its product DDB1- and CUL4-associated factor 11. The record is from RefSeq and is a predicted model, not a curated record. Gene Ontology annotation, cellular component: Cul4-RING E3 ubiquitin ligase complex. The transcript has 10 exons. The coding region runs from base 244 to 1764 and encodes 506 amino acids. Gene Ontology annotation, biological process: proteasome-mediated ubiquitin-dependent protein catabolic process. Gene Ontology annotation, molecular function: protein binding. NCBI's taxonomy places the organism in Eukaryota, Metazoa, Arthropoda, Insecta, Hymenoptera, Apidae.